AUGGAAGAUGAGAAUGCAUUUGCCAACUAUGUGAGAAUGCCACCCCACAUGUUUGAUGAGCUCCUCAACAGGAUUAGCCCAGUCAUCCAGAGGAGGGACACCCACAUGAGACCAGCCCUAGAUGCCGGAAUGAAGCUAGCCAUGACUCUCAGACACCUGGCUACAGGAGACCGGUAUCACACCAUCCAGUAUGACUUCCGGUGUGGCUACAGCACAGUGGUAUGGAUUGUGCAGGAAGUCUGUCAGGCCAUCAUACAGGAGCUGAAGGAUGAAGUCAUGCCACUGCCAAGGACCCAGGAGGACUGGAAGGACAUUGCCCAGCAGUUCCAAGACCGGUGGAAUGUUCCUCAUGCCCUGGGGGCCUUGGAUGGCAAGCACAUAGCCAUCAGGAAACCACACAACUCAGGCAGUGUGUUCUUCAACUACAAAGGUUUUUCUCCUGUGGUGCUGUUGGCCCUGGUGGAUGCGGACUAUAAAUUCAUCUGGAUAGACACUGGUGGAGAAGGUCAUCAAUCCGACGCACAGCUGUUUGGUGCUUCAGAACUGAAAGAGUGCAUUGAUGACAACACCAUAAACUUCCCGGACAGCGAUCCCCUGCCCAAUGAUGACAGAGACACACCCUACUACAUCCUGGGGGAUGAUGCUUUUCCUCUGAGGACUUUUCUCAUGAAACCCUAUGGCAGGAGGGGUCUGGACAAUGACAUGCUGGUGGCCAACUACAGAUUAUCCAGGGGCAGACGUGUGGUGGAGAAUGGUUUCGGAAUACUGGCCAACAGAUGGAGAUGCUUCCUGGGCACCCUGGAACAAGGACCUGAUGUGGUGCGGCUACUGGUGGAGACAGGAGUCAUCCUCCACAACUUACUGAGGAUCAGAUUCCCUGCUAUUGGCAAUGCAGAUGUGGACCGGGAGGAUGAGGACCACAACAACAUCCCUGGUGCCUGGAGGGCAGACCAACAGGUGGAGGAGAUACCCCAGUUCCAGGCACCCAACAGAGACAAUCGUGAGGGCAAAGUGAUGAGAGACUAUCUUAAGGCCUACUUUAACAGUGAAGCAGGUUCAGUUCCGUGGCAAGAAAGACAGGCAGGAGUGAAUGUUAACUGA
Molecule: messenger RNA, 1101 nt
Organism: Haliotis rubra (blacklip abalone)
Lineage: Eukaryota; Metazoa; Mollusca; Gastropoda; Lepetellida; Haliotidae
Product: protein ALP1-like
Exons: 1
Coding region: 1-1101 (366 amino acids)
Source: RefSeq, a predicted model, not a curated record